Molecule: messenger RNA, 2288 nt
Organism: Patella vulgata (common limpet)
Lineage: Eukaryota; Metazoa; Mollusca; Gastropoda; Patellidae
Product: glutathione synthetase
Exons: 13
Coding region: 259-1704 (481 amino acids)
Biological process (GO): glutathione biosynthetic process
Cellular component (GO): cytosol
Molecular function (GO): ATP binding; glutathione synthase activity; glutathione binding
Source: RefSeq, a predicted model, not a curated record
GGUUUGGCUGACCCCAAUAAUCUAUAACCACAUAUUAUAUGUAAACAUUUGAAGCUUUUAAAAUUAUUUCCGUACUGGUACUUUACAAUCGUUAAACUAAAACAGACCCAGUAAUCAGGAGUAUAUUUUGAACUUUUCUGUUUCCCAACAUUAAAGAGUAGCAGUUUCACGUUGAUAAAGUCGGUUAGUUGAAGUUCUUGAAUAUUUUGUGACGACUGGCUAUUAUUUGGCUUAAGUAUAUUUCAGUAGAAGUUAAAGAUGGAAUCCUGUUUGAGUAGAGACUUUUCUGAGGAAGAGCUUGAAGAUAUCAGAUUAAGAGCUAUAGACUGGGCAUUGGCACAUGGUAUAUCAAUGAGACCGAGUAAUUUAUCAGAAGAUCAAGAUAAAGUUGUACAUGCACCAUUUACUUUGUUUCCAACAACAAUACCUGAAUCUAAUCUACAACAAGCUACCAAAUCUAUGGUAUAUUUCAGUCGUCUGAUGCAUCAUGUUGCUAUGGAUCAUCAAUUAUUACAAGAAUCAUUUAAACAUGUUAUAGAAACUGAUGAGUUUUCUAAUAAAUUAUGGCAGAUCUAUCUACAAAUUAAGGAUGAUAACAAGGUUCAGCCUGUCAGUCUCGGUCUGUUUCGGAAUGAUUUUAUGUUAGAUGAGAAGAAAGAUUCACCGGGCAAUGAAACUACUUUUCAAAUAAAACAAAUAGAAUUCAAUUCUAUUGCAUCAAGUUUUGGAGGUUUAGUAUCCCAGCAAUAUUUUUUACAUAGGUAUAUUGUGGAUUUUGCUGGAGAAAAGAACACAGAAAAACAGAUGCCUUAUAAUAGACCCGUAGAAGGUUUAGUUACAGGACUGAUAAAGGCGUGGGAGCUCUAUCAGAAUAAACAAGCAGUUAUUUUGUUCCUUGUAUCACAUAAUGAAAGAAAUGUUAUGGAUCAGAGAUUCUUAGAGUAUGAAAUCUACAAACAGAAUAAACAUAUUAAAGUUAUAAGAAAAACAUUUGAUGAUUUGGUUAAAAAUGGAAAACUGGCGGAAGACAGAAAAUACUUCAUAAAUAAAGAAGAAGUUGGUGUUGUAUAUUAUAGAGUAGGGUAUGCACCUACAGAUUAUACUGACAAGAUCUGGACUAUAAGAUUAGAAUUAGAGAAAGCCUGGUGUAUAAAAUGUCCACCUAUACAAUAUCAACUGGUAGGAGCUAAGAAAAUACAACAGGUUUUAGCUAAACCUGGUAUAUUAGAUAAAUAUAUAUCAGAUAUAUCAAUUAAACAAUUAAUACAAUCUACAUUUGCUGGCCAAUAUUCACUUGAUAUAGGAGAAGAAGGUGAUAAAGCUUUAAACAUGGCUGUCAAUAAUCCUGAUCAGUUUGUUUUAAAACCACAAAGAGAGGGUGGAGGAUAUAAUAUGUAUGAUGAAGAAAUGAAAAAUUUUUUAGAGGUAAAUAGAGCAUCCCAGGAAAGGGCUGGUUAUAUUUUAAUGGAGAAAGUAAGACCUAAACCUCAAGUCAACUAUUUAAUUAAAGCAGGAAUACCAUUUGUUAAAUCUUUGUGUAUAUCAGAGUUGGGAAUAUAUGGUUGUUAUAUUGGGAAUAAGAAUGAAGAAAUUUAUAAUGAAAAUUGUGGCCAUUUAUUACGGACUAAAACUGCUGAUACAAAUGAAGGCGGUGUUUGUGCGGGAUUUUCAGGAAUAGAUACUCCUUUUCUUAUACCGCAGUAAUCUGUUGGUUAAAAUUCAAUGACUUCAUUCCCCAUCACUAUAGGGAUUACAGUGUUUAAUGGCCUGGCUUAAUCAAAUUUUAUACACUUGAUUUCCACAGUGACUGAUACUGCUCUGAUUGUUUUCUUCUGAAGUAUUAUGUUAAAGAGAAUGUGACACUGGAAAACAGGUUUUAAAAACAUCCAUCUCUGUGAUUGUUUUAUAUUAUUAGAAUGUAGCAACAUUUUAUAGACUGUAAUCCACUGGAUCAUGAUUUGAGUGAUUAUCUAAAGUUAUUCUGUGAAAAGUACUUGAAGAGGUCAUCAGCAUUUUUUUUUUUUUUUUUUACAUAAUUAAAUGCAUCACAUGAUUUUCCUCACAAAAAUCAAUAAUGAUGUAAAUGAGAAUGAGGGGUAAUAAUGUGGGCAUUUAUAUGAGAGUGGAAGUGGAAAAUGAAUAUUAUACAUUAAAAAAUAAACCAGUUCCCUUACUAAUCAUAAAAUAUCAUUAUCUAUUUCAAUUAUCUAUAAAAUUCAGGUAAUGAAAUUUGUUAUCAAUAUAUAUUUGUUAAUUUUAUGUUUUAAUAUAAUAUUUAGUGUAUCAUG